This is a messenger RNA of Procambarus clarkii (red swamp crayfish), 3310 nucleotides long. RefSeq lists its product as uncharacterized. The record is from RefSeq and is a predicted model, not a curated record. Gene Ontology annotation, molecular function: transmembrane transporter activity. Lineage: Eukaryota; Metazoa; Arthropoda; Malacostraca; Decapoda; Cambaridae. Gene Ontology annotation, cellular component: membrane. Gene Ontology annotation, biological process: transmembrane transport.
GUGUGUCGAGCCAGGCAGUGGUGAUCUAGACACCGGCAGGGUGAGUGUGGUGAGUGCCUAGCCGCUGGCACUGUACUGGCUCUCUACUGGAGUGUACUGGAGACCUUGCGGACUGCGGGUGAGGGGCGCACGUGGGGGCCGUAAUUACCGCCACUCUCGCUACUGACUCAACCCAUGGCUUUGUUCGUCGUUUAUCGGUAAAGGCUGACUGAUUCCUGUCCCUAUGAGGAGGUUGACCGUCUGUUUGACAUAACAUAAAAGUGUGAGCUGGAGAAUGGAGGAAAGUAAUAAGGUCGACGGUGCAGGUGUGGAGAACGGCGGUGCUGUGGGGGCCAGGCGGCGCCGGGCGUCUCCUCCCACCUACCGCUUGUACAAGCAGCGAUGGGCCGUCCUCGUCACCGUCACCAUUCUCAACAUCUCCAACGCCUCCCUGUGGAUCAACCUGGCGCCGGUGGCGACCAAGGCAGCAGAGUACUACAAGAUGGAUGUGGAGGCCAUCAACUGGUUCAGCUUGGUGUACCUCUACGCCUCCAUCCCCUUCUGCUUCAUCUCCACCUUCAGCGUCAAUGCCCUCGGCCUCAGAGCCGCCAUUCACAUAGGAUCAGCGAUGAACUGCUUGGGAGGCGUGAUCCGGGCGGUGUCCACCUCGGGUCUCAUCACCCCCCUCCACGCCCAGUACGCCGUCGGCCUCACGGGCCAGACCAUCGCCGGCAUGGCCCAAUCGUUCCUGCUGUUCAUCCCCACCAAGGUGUCGCAGCUGUGGUUCCCGGAGCACGCCAGGGUCGUCUCCACCACCAUCCUCGCCCUCUCCAACCCGCUGGGAAUCAUGGUGGCCCAGAUCUCGUCGCCUCUGAUAGUGCAGGCCACUUCGCUGGCCUUCCUCAACUACGUCUUCGGCGGUGUGGCCUUACUUGCGCAGCUCUUCACCCUCGUCUGCAUCACCAGGUCAAAGCCGCCAACGUCCCCCAGCCAGAGCGCUGAGCGCGGAGACAAGGCUCGGGCGCCGUACCUGCAGCAGCUGAAGGAGACCUUCACCUGCGGGCCGUAUAUUCUGCUCCUGCUGGCCAUGGGGUGUGGCGUGGGGAUCUUCAACUGCCUCGCUACCGUCACUCAGCAGUUCCUCUGUCCCCUGGGAUACGAUGACGUGUUCAGCGGGAUGAGUAACGGCGUGAUGAUCCUCUCAGGCUUCGUGGGGUCGGCCAUCACAGGAAUCUUGGCUGACAGGACGAAAGCCUUUGCUCCUAUCACCCUCAUUGGCUACGGCUUCGCCUCUAUCUCUGCUAUCGUCAUGAUGGAGCUGUUCAUGGUGCCCGGCCAGCCCGUCCUUGUGGCCCUCUUCAUGGGUCUCUUUGGGUUCUUCGGGGUGGGAGCGUACCCUAUAGGUCUGGAGCUGUCGGUGGAGACCACCUUCCCCGUGGAGGAGUCCAUCAGCACCGCCUUCAUCUUCAUGUCUGGACAAGUACAAGGCGUGAUCAUCAUUGCCAUGGUGACCCUCCUCGCCCGGGACCCCAAGUCGGUGUACGAGGACAUUGAGGUCUGUACCCAUGGUCCAGACUCCAACAUCUUGCCCAAGGACUACACAGUGUCGCUAAUGGCGAUGAUGGCGAUGCUGGCGAUCAUAGUGAGUAUCACUAUCACCUUCUUGCGCACUCCAUACAAGAGACUCGAAGCUGAGCAGGCCUCCAGCAGCCUCAACUCCUCCAACUCGUCCUCCAGCCACUCCCUCACCGCCACCCCCAGCUACACUUCGGAGAACGUCAACGGCGUGGACACCUCCACCAAGCGGUCGAUGAUCACCGAGACCCCGUGGCCGGACGAAGAAGAGAAAUCUGAAAUAGUGCAGAGCCACCUAUAGAUAUCCCCCCAACCCUCUACCUUCCUCCCCGCAGCUUACUGUCACGACGGGGUCGAGCCGGAAAUUGACACAGAUCUUGCGGAGUGUGAGCAAUAACAUAUUUUGCCUGACCUUCUGCUCGAUUAGUGUGUAGAAACUAUUCUCAGUCACUAAUGACAGGAAGGUUAACUCUGCCUUCUGGGUCACUUGCUGACCUCUGACCAGGAAGGGGACGCCCCAGAGGCAGCCGCGCCUGGAGUCAAGCUCACAAGGUAAAAUACUGAGCGAGGGGAAACGAGGAAAUGUUGAGACAAAACAGAGACUAGUUCACUGCCCACAAAUAUGGUACAAAAAACCAAAACAAAGAUACUUUACGAAUAUUAAUGUUAGUUAAUUUUGUCAAAUUUCUUUUGUCAACCGAACUUCCUAUUUUGGUGUUAGUUGGGAAAGUAAGAGAGGACAUGGAAAAUAAGAGGAAAAUGUGAUCCGUUACUUUUUGUUAAUAGGUUGCAUUUGUAAAGUUGGUUACGAUAACGUAAAAAACUCGACCUAUUAGUGGAAAGGACGGGUUAAUGAUUAUCAGCCACGUUAUUGUGGCUUGUUCUCUACAUUCCAAAGAACUUAAUUAAUACAUUUCACUGCAUGAAGCAGACGAACUAACAGAAAGAUUUUUUACGCUGCUGCAUUUGUUAGAGUGUUGGAAGCCCUUCUCAUUGUGUAUGUGAGCCUCAUUUUAAUUAUUUAUUAUGCACCCCAUACCCAUCCCAUGGGCGGUGGUGGAAAGGGUUACAGAGGCACAUAAUGGGUUCAGGAACGGAACCUCAUGGUUCGUUUAGCUAUGCAAGUGACAAUCUCUUGAAGCCAGUAGCAUAAUUGUUAAUAUUACAGACACAUUUACAUAUAUACUACACAUACACAAGUGCAUAUAUAUACUACAUGUACACACAUACAUAUACAUAUCAAUAAUCUUUUUAUAUCACAAGUGAUUCAACAAGAGGCUCACAACAGUCACUAUACAAGGCACUUUACAUCUAUGGUGAGUCACACAAUCUUGCUCCACACCCACCCAACUGGGCGGCAGUUUUACAGUCAUGCAUGCUACUGCAUGACUGUAAAACGGUAAGCAAAUUUUGGAUACUUCGCUAAGAUACCUGAAAGUACAUCAUUAUGAAUGGAGUACUUACACAUUUCUUGGACUCCAUUGAUGGUAUCUCUGAAUUCCGUGAUUUUUUUACAUUCCAGCAUAUAAUGAUGCAAAGUAUGCGAAUAGUUCUGCUGACAGAGUUUACAUUUAGUCAAAUCUACAUCAGCAGAUGUUACAAACUCCCAGAGGUACUUGUAGCCGAGCCUACGCCUAGCAGGGGGCCUCCAACACGAAGGCAACAUGUUACAGUAAGAAAAUAUUCAGAACUUACCAUUUCAACAGAUUGUGUAACAAUUGUACUCUGAUCAAGACAAUAAUAUGAUUGAUUUAUA